Messenger RNA from Prosopis cineraria, 1541 nucleotides. RefSeq names its product 3-ketoacyl-CoA synthase 2-like. The record is from RefSeq and is a predicted model, not a curated record. Bases 1 to 1377 code for a protein of 458 amino acids. Lineage: Eukaryota; Viridiplantae; Streptophyta; Magnoliopsida; Fabales; Fabaceae. Gene Ontology annotation, molecular function: acyltransferase activity, transferring groups other than amino-acyl groups. Gene Ontology annotation, biological process: fatty acid biosynthetic process. Gene Ontology annotation, cellular component: membrane. The transcript has 2 exons.
AUGAUGAACCUAUUGUUCAUGUCGUUUUUAGUAGCAGCUUCAGCCUCUGCUUGGCUUCAUGAGUUCAAAUAUCUUCAUCCAUCUCUCAUGUUAUCUUGCUUCUCAGCAUUCUUCCUCCUAGCCCUAGCCAUUUUUCAGCACUUGAAGAGACAAACAAGCGAAGUAUAUUUAGUAGACUUUGCUUGCUACAAACUGAAUGAUUCUUGUGCUAUCACCACUAAUAUGUUAGUGGAACAAUCAAAGAACGUUGGAGUUUUCUCAGAAGAGAGCUUGAAACGAAUCAGGAAAAUUGUUGAUAGGUCUGGUUUGGGACCUAAGACAUAUCUCCCCCAAGCUAUCAUGCAAAGUAACCCACCAAAAGUAUGCCUAGAUGAGGCAAGGAAAGAGACAGAGACUGUGUUUUUUGGAGCCAUUGAUGAACUUCUGGAGAAAACAUGGGUCCAACCUAAGGAUAUAAGAAUUCUCGUUGUGAACAGUAGUAUGUUUUGUCCCACGCCAUCUCUAUGUGACAUCAUCGUGAAUCGAUAUAACCUCAGACACAAUAUCUUAUGCUAUAAUCUUAGCGGUAUGGGUUGCAGUGCUAGAGUUCUUGCUAUUGACUUUGCCAAACGCCUCCUUCAGUCACACCCUAACUCUUACGCCAUGGUGCUGAGCAUUGAAAUUACAAACACAGGGACAUACUUGGGCAACAACCCUUCAAUGCUUCUCUCCAAUUGUCUCUUUCGCAUGGGUGGUUCUGCUUCUCUUCUCUCCAACCAUCCUUCAGAUCGUCGUCGUUCAAAGUACCAAAUCAUCCACACACUUCGCACCCACAUGGCUUCUGAUGACAGAAGCUACAACUGUGUCCUUCAACAAGAAGAUGAGCAACAACAAAUUGGCGUCACCAUCUCUAAAGACCUCAUGAAUGUUGCAGGUCACGUCCUCAAACAUCACAUCACAUCUCUCGCCCCACUGGUUCUUCUUGUCUCAGAAAAACUCAAGUUUCUUGUAACUUUUGUGGCAAGGAAGGUUCUGAGAUUGAAGAUUGAAACUUAUGUUCCGAAAAUCAAGUUAGCUUCAGACCACUUUUGUAUUCACACCGGAGGAAGGGCUGUGCUCGAUACAAUGCAGAAGAGUCUUGACCUUCAAGACUGGGACAUGGAACCUUCUAGAAUGACGCUGUAUAGAUUUGGGAAUACAUCUUCGAGUUCUGUGUGGUAUGAAUUGGCUUACCGUGAAGCCAAAGGAAGAAUCAAGAAAGGUGACAGAAUCUGGCAAUUGGGAUUUGGGUCAGGAUUUAAGUGUAACAGUGCCGUGUGGGUUGCACUAGACAAUAUUGAAGCAGGUUCAAUGAAGAAUCCAUGGAGGGAUGAUAUUCAUCAAUUUGCUGCUAAUUAAUGCUGUUGCUUCUCAUUAGAAUCCAUGACAACUAGAAAGUGUGGCUUUAUUUUAUGCACUCCUAUAUAUGGCUGUUCGAUGAGUUGUGUCAUGACAAAUUAAAUGUAAGGUUCUUAUGGCAUAAAAUAGCUUAUGGUUUUUAUGGAUGUUGGUAGAAAAUAAAA